ACUGUGUGUUAAACUCUUUUAGCAGUUCUCACGCUCUUCCACAGACAGGUGACAUUUCGUUCACUGGUGUGUGUGUGUGUGUGUUUGUGUGUGUGUGUGUGUGUGUGGGAAAGAGUGAUGUGUGAGAUAGAAAGAACAGGUGUGUGUCAGUAUAAAAUGUUACCAAGACAAGUGUGUAUGUGUGUGUGUGUGAGUGAAAGAGAGAGAUGUGUGAGAGGUGUGUUUGCAAGAGAGAAAAAUAUUUGAGAACAGCAUGACAUUAAAAUGUAUGAGAGGUUUGUGUAUAAGUGAUGUUACAGCUAGAAAGAGAGAUACCAGUGAGAGAAAUGUGAGUGAUGUGUGUCACAGGAAGAAGUGUGUGGGGAAGUAAGAGCGCUGCGAAGAGGUGACAGAGAGAAAACUAUGUGUGAGAGUGAAUGUAUGAAAUGUGUGUGAGAAUUUCUUCCAGAGAGACGGAUGUGUGCCAGAGAAAGAGAAGUGUCUCAGAGAAAUUUGUGUAGAACAUACAAAUAUGUGAGAUGUCUGUGUGAGAGAGAAAUAUGUGUGUGUGAGAAAGAUGGGUCUCAUCUGAAUCUGGUGUGUGUGUGUGUGCGUGUGCGUGUGUGUGUGUGCGUGCGUGUGUGCGUCUAAACCUGUCACUUGCAUGUGUGCGUGUGUGAGAGCACCUCAAUUGAACCCGCCACUUCCAAGUGUGUGUGUGUGUGCGCGCGCGCGCGCAGACCUCAACCGAACUUGCAACUGCGGGUGCGUGUAUUUCACAGUUCAACAUAGCGUGCACUGAGUGUGUGCACGUGUGUUUGCUUACUCACAACCGAAUGUCUCUCUCACGCACACACGCGCAUAUGGCGAGCGUGUCCGUCCACACGCCGCUUCCGCACAGGCAGGAGUGACGUGAACACGUGUUGUCUUUUCUAAAGUGACUCUUGUCUCAAAGUGUGUGAGUGUUUGUGGCCCAGCUUGUGCGCGGGCGUAGUGCGCGUGAGGCCGAAGGAGGCGGACACGACUUCUACGUUUUGCUGUUCUCUCAUUCCUGUUUUUAUACAUUUGCAUUUUUUUAAGGCUGAGUUCUUCGUGUCAUUUGGCUGCGUGAGUGUGCGAGGGGGGCCCAACCUCCGCGUGCGUCACUGUCGCCCUGUCACUAAUCUGCCUCUCUGUUCCAAAUAAAAGACCUGAUUGGCUAAAAAAAACAAACUCUUGUCUCUCGAUUUACUUUAUUUACACAGAGAUCCCCGUGAAACAAGACACCCCAGUGAUCACGUGACAUCAAUUUUGAUGUUGAAAAUUGGAUUUUGAUGUUGAAUUGACAUCAAAAUCCCACUGGCACUUUUAGCUUCUUGUCCCAGUAUUUUGGAUCAAUUUCUAAUUCCUGCAAGUGUGGCGGCCUCUUGGUCCAGUGCUUUCGUCAAAUUUCAUUCCCUGUAACUUUCAUUUUUGUGCAUUUUUACUUCGUCCUGAUACAUUUGGCUAGUUUCACUUCCUGUUGACGUGACAGCCACUCGUCCCAAUACUUUUGUUCAGUUAAAACACUUUUUGUACAUUUCUACUCCCUCCUCCAAUAUUUUGUUCAUUUCCACUUCCUGUCUCAAUAUUUUGGUCCAUUUUCACCUCCUGUAGUUGUGAUGGCCACCAAGACAAAUCCCCGUUUUCACUUUUUGCCUCAAUAUUUUUUGACCAUUCUUUCUUGCUAUUCCAAUAUUAUUUCGUCACCGUGUGGAAUUCAAGCUCAUCUCCAGCUGCCGUUUACAAACCACAGACAAAUAUAACCGGUGGUCAUUUCUCAGAUACGUGGCAUCACUUCAAAUAUGUAUCAGCAUACUAUUGAAUUCGGAGUGAUGUUACAAAAAUGCAUGGGAGCAGAUAACCGUAAGCACCCCAUCUGGUGGCCGACAGGAAGACCCGCAGUUAAAUCAACGCCUCAUUAGGGAGUAAUUGUGACAAGACGUGCGUUGUGAUGUUUGGCUUGCAAUUAACAGCAACGUCGCAGCGCAUUUAGUAAACAUUAUUAAGCUAAAUCAACAUUUGACAUAAAUUUGUCCUAAAUGUUCCGCUUUUGUGGCUUAUUUUAAAGAAAUCAAAACAGGUUGUACCUGGUGUUCAUCAACUCUGCUGCUUCUCCCUCGCUGAUUGGCUGCCACGCCCGUCACGUGACUUGUAUCAGGCAUCAUCAAUCAAGCAACCAAUCAUUCAAUCCUACCCGCGACUGGUCUCGUCUAGUCCUGCGGAGACGGCUUAAUUGCUCUUUAGCGCUUCCGUGAAGACAUGGAGGAAGACUUAAGCCAUACAUCUGGCUGUCAGAGUCUCUUCUGUGAGGAGCUGGGAAUUGAAGACAGUCAAGAGAGGAAGGAGACAAGUGAAGCAGAGGAGGUAAAGGAUGAUGAAGAUGGAGAGAAGGAAGAUGAAGCAAGUCAGGGAGCACCACAGGAAGAGGAGGAUACCAAAAAAGUAAAUAAAGCAGACCAUGGAGGUUUCCAGCAGAAGAAUAGAAAAAGGACUCGAACCAAGAAGACCACCGAACACCGAGAGAACAUAAAAGAAGAGAAAGAUGUCGUCGAGGACAAACCCGAAGCGGUGCUGAUGAGCCCCGAGGCGAAUUCGGCUCUGACGGAGCCCCCCGUUGGACUCAUAACCACCCGCGACCUGUCCGAGCCUGUCUACCUUGGCUGCGAUGGUUCAGAUCUUGACGGACCCCCUGCUCCUGUACCCAUGGUGCAAUUGUCUCAGAACCCCGGCCCUGUUCAACUUGCCCCGACCAAGAGGUCACCCGGCCACUCUUUACCGCAGACUAUGUCCCAACAAGCCCUGGAACCACUAGAGAUGGCGAUAACUCGGGUGUACUCCACCCGACACUCCAUCCACUACAGCACCCGAGGUCACACAGAGAGCUGCCUGGUGGCACCUAAGAAGAAGACGAGGACGUUUUAUAGCACCGAUAAGUUGGAGCGCUUGGAGGCCUUGUUCCAGCGAGACCAUUACCCCGAUGCAGAGAAGAGGAAAGUUAUCGCUGCAUCAGUUGGCGUCACACCCCAGAGGAUUAUGGUGUGGUUUCAGAACCGCCGAGCCAAGUGGCGCAAAGCGGAGCGCUUGGUUUCGUGUAAAUACGAACAGCACCAGAGCAGGGCCAGGUGGAGCCCUACUCACCCCCAGGUCCAUCUCGCGUUGCCCAACAUGCCCGCCGCUGCCAGCAGUAAUGUGGGACUUGUGUUCUCUGGACACGUCGGCGCCAUGAUACCACCGCUUGAGCCUGUGCCACCUUUCUCGACAAUGUCCACACACAGCCUGCCCUCCUGCAGCCAAAUGCUGCUUACCAGUCCAGGUCAAUCCAGAGUGAGUGAGCAGCCCAAUUUCCAGCCCCGCCCCAUGCAAAGCCCUCCCCCCCUGAGGCGAGCCAGCCUCCCCCUCCUCUCCUACAACCUCAACACGCCGACGCCGACACCGCCUCUCUUCAUGGACGACCGAGACAGCCACCCCCUGCAGACAGAUGCCAGCUCUCUGUUCGACUUUGGCGACAAGCUGGACUAUCUCGCGCCGGGCCAUCAGAGCAACCCUCAGCUGUCCUUCCAGCUGCAGACUUCGUACCCGCCUGGACAGUCGCAGCCGCUUCAGACCUCCUCGUCCCUGCCCCCUCGCAUGCCCUUUCCUACCCCCUCCCCCUACCUUACCCCCAACCCGGACACCAUCUCCACUUCCUACUUCCUCUUUGGCCAUGCGGGUAACUCCACCGCGGGCCACAACUACGUGCAGUCGCAGGGCGGGGGCCCGAUUCUGCUGCAGCCCCCCAACCACGGUGGCAUGGCGUCCUACCAGUCGUACCCUUGGCCGAACAUGUACGCCCAACCUAGCGUUCGUCAGCUCGCUCCCAAUUACACCGCCGGAUUCGCCGGCGCUCGGGACCUCCAGAUCCCGUCGACCUCGGGUAACAUGCCCCAGUGCUUCCCAUGCGCACACGGGCACGGCGGCCCCAUCAUCCUCCCGCCCGUGUCCACCCUCCAACCAUCCCGCCUCAGGGCCGAGAGCGGGAUGGGGGCCAAGGGGAUGGCGGUGGCACCUCUGUUCCCCUCGCAGGCCAGCCCCGGCUCCCCUCGCAGCGCUGCGGCACCAUCUUGUGACAAGGUUGAGAAUGACAGCCCACGAGCGAUUCACAGCCACUUCCAGUGUGACUUCUCUCCCAUUCAGUUUUGAAAACGCGUUUGUGUGUUCUAUAUAAUCAAUCGUUGUAAUAUAUACAUAUACAUAAUUAUGUUUGGUCGAGACGCGUUUCGCAAGGUUGCAAUAAAUGGGUGUUGUUCACUUUAGAUUCGUUUCAAUCAAGCCUGGGAUUGAUGGGUCGGGCCUUCAGUGGGAAUUUACCUGAAGCGUCACAAAUGCUGCACAUAUUUUCUCAUGGGAUAUUUCUCAUAAAUUUAACACGGCUCUCAAAGGACUUGGUUUAAAAACUAAAAUGGGUCCUCCUGCAGAUGUCCGCCGGUAGAGGGUGCUAUUUCUUUCCAUUUUGGACUGUUUGACUGUGGUGGAACUCCGGCAAACCUUCGUGGUCCACAUUUUCUUUGAUGAUCAUUUAAACAGAAAAGGAAGAGGUAAAUAUUUAUUUUCUAAUAUCGCAACAGUAUAUUCU
Molecule: messenger RNA, 4612 nt
Organism: Hippocampus comes (tiger tail seahorse)
Lineage: Eukaryota; Metazoa; Chordata; Actinopteri; Syngnathiformes; Syngnathidae
Gene: nobox
Product: NOBOX oogenesis homeobox
Exons: 10
Coding region: 2260-4179 (639 amino acids)
Biological process (GO): regulation of transcription by RNA polymerase II
Molecular function (GO): DNA-binding transcription factor activity, RNA polymerase II-specific; RNA polymerase II cis-regulatory region sequence-specific DNA binding
Source: RefSeq, a predicted model, not a curated record